UGCAAACAAAUGAACUGAUAGCCUCUGCUGCUUUUAAUUCCAACCAAAAUGAAGAUCCCUGCAUUCCUGAUGAGAUUCCCUCACCAUUAUUUUUCUGGAAGGACUUGCUUCAAGAGCUUUCACUGCAAUACCAGAUCAGAUUUUUUGUGCACUGGCUCUCUUGCACCAGUGCACCUGUAUUAUACAAAACACAUGUUUUCAUUAAAGAACUUGAAGAGAGGGCUGUGUCAUCAAGCUGCCGUUGACCAGCAGAUAGAGGCACUUUCUGACAAAGAGCAAGGACUUGUAGACAGACUUUACAGUGGACUAAUACAAGGUCAUAGAGCCUGCCUAGCGGAAGCCAUUACCCUUGUAGAAUCAACUCACCACAGGAAAAAGAAAGUAGCCCAGGUGCUUCUUCAGAAGGUAUUAUCCUACCACAGGGAACAAGAAAAGUUAAAUCAAGGAAAGCCACUUGCCUUUAGAGUGGGAUUGUCUGGUCCUCCUGGUGCUGGGAAAUCAACCUUUAUAGAAUGUUUUGGGAAAAUGCUUACAGAAAGAGGGCACAAAGUGUCCGUGUUGGCUGUAGACCCUUCCUCUAGUACAAGUGGUGGUUCAUUGUUGGGUGAUAAAACGCGGAUGACUGAAUUGUCGAGAGACAUGAAUGCAUACAUUAGACCAUCGCCAACCAGAGGGACAUUAGGAGGUGUGACAAGGACCACGAAUGAAGCUAUCCUGCUGUGUGAAGGAGGAGGCUACGAUGUUGUUCUUGUGGAAACAGUAGGUGUUGGACAGUCAGAAUUUGCUGUGGCUGAUAUGGUUGAUAUGUUUAUAUUGCUACUACCACCUGCAGGUGGAGAUGAAUUACAGGGUAUCAAACGAGGUAUAAUAGAGAUGGCAGAUCUAGUUGCUAUAAAUAAAGCUGAUGGUGAUUUAAUUGUGCCUGCACGGAGAAUACAAGCUGAAUAUGUUAGUGCUAUGAAGCUACUUCGCAAGCGAUCAAAGGUUUGGAGACCAAAGGUAAUGCGUAUUUCAGCUAAAACGGGAGAAGGCAUCUCAGAUAUGUGGGAUAAAAUGACAGAAUUCCGUGACCUCAUGCUCAUGAGUGGUGAGUUGAUUGCCAAACGCCGGAAACAGCAGAAAGUGUGGAUGUGGAAUCUCAUCCAAGAAAAUAUGUUGGAACAUUUCCGAAGUCACUUGGCAGUCAAGGAUAAGAUUCCACUUUUAGAAGAAAAAGUUCUUAGUGGUGUCUUGUCUCCUGGACUGGCAGCUGACCUCCUACUGAAAGCAUUCAAAGGUGGUCUCUAAGCAUAUAUAUUCUAUUGUGUUCUUGUUAAGCGUUAUAUGUAAAUUUGAACAUUAAAUGCAGUUUUUCUGUG
This is a messenger RNA of Tinamus guttatus (white-throated tinamou), 1358 nucleotides long. It is a transcript of the gene MMAA, whose product is annotated as metabolism of cobalamin associated A. NCBI's taxonomy places the organism in Eukaryota, Metazoa, Chordata, Aves, Tinamiformes, Tinamidae. Gene Ontology annotation, molecular function: GTP binding; GTPase activity. Gene Ontology annotation, cellular component: cytoplasm. The record is from RefSeq and is a predicted model, not a curated record.